AUGUAUCAGCGACCACAAAAUGAUUACUUGAGAGUGAAUAAGCGGAAGAGUAACUACGACCAACUAAACGCUGACUCUAACUCCGUACCUCAGCUGGCGCAAACACAACCGCGAGUGCAAGUCUACAUCAUAGACAAGAACGACUUCAAAAGCCUUGUUCAACAACUAACGAGUCCUCAACCAUGUGACCGUUUACCUCAAAACAUUCCAAAGCAUCAAGAUAUUAGACCAGAGCCGAUAAAUUGGACCUCUUCGAUUCCUCCCAGUGCCAUGGCGGUUCAAGAGGAUCCUGAUGUCUCAUUGUAUAUGGCUUAUCUUCAAAGCUUACUCGAAGAAUCAUCAGGAUCUAAUGGAGACCAAUUCGAAGAACCUUUUGAUAAGUAUCAUUCUCAUAUGAUGGCUCAAUCGCAACCUCAAGAUCCUACACAAUCAAUGCCACAGUCCAAUGGUUUUGAACCUUUUCCCUCUUCCUGGUUCAAUGGCUCGACCCAAGAAAUGCAUGGUGCUUCCUCAUUGCAAUCAACACGAGUUGAUUAUGAAUAUCCUCUACCACUGACUCCAAACUUCACAUUUUCGUCUAUGACUCAACAUGAAGUUUUUGGUUCGGAUCUAGAUAGUAUUGGUCCUGAUGAGGAUUUAGAAUUCUCAUACGAAAUAAAUUGA
Molecule: messenger RNA, 663 nt
Organism: Arabidopsis thaliana (thale cress)
Lineage: Eukaryota; Viridiplantae; Streptophyta; Magnoliopsida; Brassicales; Brassicaceae
Product: VQ motif-containing protein-like protein
Exons: 1
Coding region: 1-663 (220 amino acids)
Cellular component (GO): nucleus
Source: RefSeq, marked reviewed